Apodemus sylvaticus (European woodmouse) is the source of this 2595-nucleotide messenger RNA. RefSeq names its product 5'-nucleotidase domain containing 1 (gene Nt5dc1). The record is from RefSeq and is a predicted model, not a curated record. Gene Ontology annotation, molecular function: 5'-nucleotidase activity. The coding region runs from base 105 to 1532 and encodes 475 amino acids. The transcript has 12 exons. NCBI's taxonomy places the organism in Eukaryota, Metazoa, Chordata, Mammalia, Rodentia, Muridae.
CCCCGCUCCGCGUCCUCCCUGCGAGUUACGCUUCUUGGGUCCUGGCAACUUCUGCUCGCACGCUCUACCGGCUUUCCGGUCCGGGUACCCGCCGCUACGCUGCCAUGGCCCAGCACUUCUCCCUGGCCGCCUGCGACGUGAUCGGCUUCGAUCUCGACCACACACUGUGCCGCUACAACCUACCCGAGAGCGCCCGGCUCAUUUAUAACAGCUUUGCCCAGUUCUUAGUCAAGGAGAAAGGAUAUGAGGAGGAGCUGCUCACUCUGACCCCAGAGGACUGGGAUUUCUGUUGCAAGGGUUUGGCGUUGGAUCUGGAAGACGGGACCUUCAUUAAACUCGCAGCUGAUGGCACUGUGCUCAGGGCAAGCCACGGCACCAAGAUGAUGACUCCAGAGGCACUGACUGAGGCCUACAGCAAGAAGGAGUGGAGGCACUGUGUGUCGGACAAACACUGUGCGUCAGACAAGCCCUGCGCGUCAGACAAACGCAGCGUGUCAAACGCCGACAUCCCUUGCUGCUCAGGAAAGUGUUAUUUCUAUGAUAACUACUUUGACCUGCCAGGGGCUCUUCUCUGUGCCAGAGUGGUGGACUCUUUGUCAAAGCAGAACAGAGGUCAAAAAACAUUUGAUUUUUGGAAGGAUGUAGUUGCUGGUAUACAACACAAUUUUAAAAUGUCAGCCUUUAAGGAAAAUUGUGGCUUCUUCUUUCCGGAAAUAAAAAGAAAUCUAGGCAAAUAUGUGCACCGCUGUCCUGAGUCUGUAAGAAAAUGGCUUCGACAGCUGAAGGAUGCUGGGAAAAUUACUAUGCUGAUAACUAGCUCUCACAGCGAUUACUGUAAACUUCUGGGCAGUUACAUCCUUGGGAAGGAUUUUGCAGACCUUUUUGACAUUGUGAUUACAAACGCAUUAAAGCCUGGAUUCUUCUCACAUUUCCCAAGCCAGAGGCCUUUCCACACUCUCGAAAAUGAUGAGGAGAAGGAUGAGCUGCCAUGUCUGGAUAAACCCGGCUGGUACUCCCAAGGGAACGCCGCCCACCUUUAUGAGCUUCUGAAGAAAAUGACCUGCAAGCCGGAACCCAAGGUCGUUUACUUUGGCGACAGCAUGCAUUCGGACAUCUUCCCAGCCCAUCACUAUACGAACUGGGAGACAGUCCUUAUUCUCGAGGAGCUUCGGGGGCAAGAAAUGGAGAAGCCUGAGGAAGCGGAGCCUCUGGAGAAAAGGGGGAAGUAUGAGAUGCCAAAGGUAAAGCCUCUAAAUUCCUUGUCUAAUAAAUGGGGCUCGUACUUUAUUGACUCGGUCUCAAGACGGGGGACUGCAGAAGACUCCUUGGUUUAUACAUGGUCCUCCAAGAGAAUCAGCACCUACAGUACGAUUGCAAUUCCAAGCAUUGAGUCUAUUGCAGAGUUACCCCUGGACUACAAAUUUACAAGAUUCUCUGCAAACAACUCAAAAACGGCUGGUUACUAUCCCUUGGUCCAUUAUACUUUGGUUUCUGAAGACACAGACAGCAAAAUAAUCUCUACUGAGAAAUGAACCAACCAUAUGUACAGCACACAUACUGUUUAAAAAAUGUUAAUUUUCCACAGCAAUGCAAAUGUUUUAUAAGAACAAUUUUUCAAUGAAAAUUGGCCAAAUGGAUACUUGUCAGUCUGUCUUUUUAAAAUAUAAAUAAUUUUAUAUAAAUCAUUUUAAUGUUUAUCAGUUCUUGCUAUAUUAAUAUUUUUAGUAUCCUAGACCAAUGACUUUGGGAGUGGGGCCAGUAAUGACUUUUAAGCAAGCUUCUAAUAAAUUGGAUGCUCUAUUAUUAUGAUUUGAGCCCUGGGAAGUAAACCCCAUGCUGAGUAUUCGUACUUUUAAUUGAAAGUGUAAACUGAGUUGAUAACUCCAGAGUCUGGCGAAAAUCGGUUAUUGUUCCAGGCUAUUAGGCUUUUUGCUAUUUCCUUGUUUCCCCAAAAUACAUAAAGAGACAUGAUUUCUUAAUAUUACCUGAUCCCUUAGUAUUAACUUCUCACAUUAGGAAGCAGUUAAAUUUAUACCUGUUAAACUUCAGCUUUGUCCUUGGGAAGGGAGCUGAAAGACACACUCUACAGUUGUAUAGGGACGCUUCAGGUCGGAAUAUGUUGUGUUCUGUGUGGUUUUGAUUAGUUAACAUGUGCAUCAGAUCAUGUUUACACAAGGUGUUCAGAUUCACUGAUGAUUGUAAUCUCCUCCUCUUUUGCCAGUCAACUUCACUGUCCAUAAUGGACAGGAUUAGAAAAUGUUGUCAUUAUUUUUUCUUGGAAUUGAGCAUAUUAACAUGUGCACGGAAAAACUCUUUUCUUAAAAUUCCCAAAUAUUCAGAUAAAUCCCAACUGUACUAUGAGGAUGUGUUUCUCAGGGUAAUUAAAAAGGAAACAGAACUUAUUUCUUUACUAUCAGUAUCUUUGAUGUUGAUCAAUAAGAAUACAUGGACAAGUAUAUUUGAUAUCCAGAAUGUCAUUAGAGUGUUAUAAUGGGCACAUGCAGUCAAGCUUAGGGCCAAAUAAAUGAUGCUAUCUACUGUAUGCUUUAAGGAGAGGUUUCACUUUGCUUUAAAAUAAAGCUAUUUUUCCUUAUA